AUGACGACCCCAAGAGCCCCAGUAUGGUUCAUCACUGCGGCCUCAAGCGGCUUCGGCAGAUACAUAGCUCUCGAGGCUCUCUCCCGCGGCCACAGAGUCAUCGCCAGUGCACGCAGCACAACACGCAUUGCUGAUUUGCAAGAGAAGGGUGCAGUGACGAUGAAACUCGACGUAACAUCCCCUCAACUAGACGUCGAGAAGGUUGCGAAGGAGGCCAAUGAGCAAUAUGGAUAUAUCAACCACUUAGUCAACGCAGCUGGUUACAUCCUCGUCGGCGCAGUCGAGGAAACCUCGCCCAAGGAAGACUUCGACCAAUUCAACACCAACGUCUUCGGCAUGCUUAAUGUCUCCAAAGCCUUUCUGCCCUAUCUACGCGCCACGUCCGGCCACCGUACCAUCUCCAAUUUCGGUAGUAUUGGCUCCUGGCGUGGUGGUGCAGGUUAUGGUCUCUAUGCUGGCACCAAAUGGGCAUGUAGUGGCAUCUCUGAGUCCAUGCGCGCUGAGCUUGCGCCGCUGGGCGUUGCCGUGACUGUGAUCGAGCCGGGAUACUUUCGCACUGGGUUCUUGAACGCGGGUGCGCAGGUCAAGAGCGCAAAGAGAAUCGAAGACUACGACGAGACGGCUGUCGGUGGGGUUAGAGCGAGGCUGGACGAGGUGAACAAUGACCAGCCAGGUGAUGUGGUGAAGGGCGCCAAGGUGAUAGUGGACAUCUUAACGAAGAGUGGUACUGCUAUAGGGAAGGAGGUUCCGGUGCGUGUAGUAUUGGGCUCGGACUGUUCGACAGGCAUUCGAGAGAAGAUUGCUGAUACUGUUGAGCUGCUGGACGAGUGGGGUUCGAUUACAACUAAGACAGACCUUGACUGA
Messenger RNA from Ascochyta rabiei, 864 nucleotides. RefSeq lists its product as uncharacterized. Bases 1 to 864 code for a protein of 287 amino acids. NCBI's taxonomy places the organism in Eukaryota, Fungi, Ascomycota, Dothideomycetes, Pleosporales, Didymellaceae. The transcript has 2 exons. The record is from RefSeq and is a predicted model, not a curated record.